AUGAAGACUUUAUAGGUCCGGUCGUUUCAAAAGAAGGUAAUUAACAUAUAAUAAUUGUGAGAUUGGAAUUGGUGGUAUUUGAAUAGUUUUUAGAACACGAUUUGUGGAGGAUCUUCUAUUGCAGGUGGCUAUGAAGGAUUUAAUUAUCAAAUUUUGAUUUUUAAAACAUUUGAGCUGCCUCCGCAUUUUUAAAUUAUAAUCAGAUUUAAAUUUUGGAGGUUUUGUAACACAUUAUCUAUAUAGGAUUGAUUAAUGGGAAAUUAAUGAUGAAUUUUCUGUAUAUGUUGAUCAUGUUCGAGUUCAUAAAUAUAUAUACUCAAGUAUCGAUAGUUCAACGAAUAUUUGUGGUUCUAAUGAUUAUGAUUCAGUGAUUUAAUUUGAUAGAAUAGUGGAUCAUUUUAGUACUUCAUCAACAAUAAUGAUGACAACUGUAAAUGGCGGAUGGUGGGGUAUUUCAGAAUAUCGACUAUAUGCUAUUAAAUGUUCUUUUGGGUGCAAUUCCUGCAAUUAAUAUAAUUGUUUUAAAUAAGCUUUAUUUUUGGAAAUAUUUAAUAAAAAGUGGUUUAAUAUUGAAAAUUGGGAAGGAUGGUAUCAUAAUGGUAAUUUGGUUAUAGAAAAAAAGGGUUUGUGUGGUAAUUAUUAAAAUAAAAGAAUUAAUAGGGUUCAAUAGCCUAAUUUCUCCUGGUGAUUAUCUGACAAAUUCGUUCAUUUUAGGGAAUCAUUUUGCAAUCAGUUUAUAUUUAAAAGUGGCAAUUUACAAUACUAUCACUUCUAGGGUUGAUGUAGAAAUUGAUGACAAUAUAGUAUCUACUUCUUAAUUGAAUCACUAAGUACCAACAUAUAGAGAUGAUACCUGCGGUAGAGUACUAAUCUUGCACUAGAUAAAUAUAUAUUAAUUAGAACAUACAAAUAAUGUUUUAACAAUUAAAAUAAAAGUAGAUUUAUCAAAUUAUUAUCAUUAUUCUGUAAAUUUUGGAAUAAGAGACUUUUAAUUAUUUAUUAAGCCUGAUUAAGAUAUGUGUUUAGAUUCAAACAUUAAUCCAUUUGAUGGAUGUUUUUCUUCAUAGUUUAGUUGUAUUGAAGGGUGUAGUAAUUGUAUAAAGGGAAUCUGCUUUUAAUGUUAAGACGGAUGGGAAUAUAUAACAUCAAUAAAACAUUGUGUUCCUAAAUGUGGAGACUCAAUAAUAAAUUAAUAUGAAGAGUGUGAUGAUGGGAAUUUAAUUUCUUAUGAUGGAUGUCAUCUCUGUUAAUUUUAAUGUCCUCAAGAUUGUUUAAAUUGUUAAUUUGGUAAAUGCUUAGAAUAUUAACAAUCAAUAAUAUUGAUUAAAAAUUAUUGUAUCUUUAAUACACAAAACUUGAAUGAGUAUAAAUUAAAAGAGGAUAAAAGCUUUGAUCACUAUUUUAUCAAUUUUAUUGAUUAAAGUUAUAAAACAGCUUGAUUUCUUUAGAUUCCAUAAUUAAAAUAACAUCAAAAUUUAAAACUGCGAUUUAUAAUUAUUUGGAUAAUGCUUGAAAUGUUAACACUUUUAUUAAUUGAGUAUUAACAAAUAAAAAUGCAUCCCUAAUUGUAAUGAUGGGAUCAAACUAUAUGAUGAGAUUUGUGAUGAUAACAAUAACAUUCAAUUUGAUGGUUGUUAUAAAUGUUAGGAAAGUUGUUAACUAGAAUGUUUAACCUGUAUACAAGCAUAGUGUUAUGAAUGUAAAGAUGGGUGGCAACUUGUGGAUUAUAAAUGCAAAUUUGAAUGUGAUAAGAAUUGCUUUUUAUGUGCAACUAAUGACCUUUGUUUUCAGUGUCUAGAUCAUUUUGAAGAGAUAAAAGGUAAGUGUAUCCCUAUAUGUGGUGAUGAAUAUGUCGUUCCCGGUUUAGAGGAAUGUGAUGAUAACAAUUAGAUCCCAUUUGAUGGGUGCUACUAAUGUAACUUUUAAUGCGACGAAAAAUGUGGUAAAUGUAAUUAGGGAAAUUGUAUAGAAUGUUAGGAAGGAUAUGAAAUAGAUUAUAAUAAAAAAUGUUUAUUUAUCAUUUCAGAAUAUAUGGAAGAUGGAAAAAGAGAAUAAAUUUAUGAAUAAUAAAUUAAAUGUGGAGAUACAAUAAAGCAAGAAAAUGAAGGAUGUGAUGAUGGAAAUGACAUCAGUUACGAUGGAUGUUCGUAAACAUGCUAAGUUGAAAAUAAUUGGUAAUGUAACGAAGAUUUACCUAAUAAAUGCUAUCGUAUUACUUAAAUUUUACUUACAUAUCUUAACCAAACAUAUGAUAAACAAUUUGUUAAUUUAACAUUUAGUCAAAAGGUUAAAUGGUAAAGAGCUUCUAGAAAUUUUAGUCAAGCAAUCUUAACUAAAAUAGAAGGGAUAGAAAAUAAAAUAUAUAUUACUCCAGUAACUCCAAUUGACAUAGACAAACCAAAUAAUCCAGUUUAUUAAUUUGAAAUCUAAAUUUUUAGUUCAAAAUCCACACCACCAAUCUUGUUUGCAAGUAUUUAAGAUGGUGUAAUAGAUGAACACGAUUUUAAUUUAGUUUUGGCUUCAUAAGAAUUAAAACUAAAACCAACAAUAAUGUUAUCUAAUUCUCAAUUAGAUACUGCAAAUAAAUUUUAAACUAUGGGAAAUUACAUAAUGAUUGGAUUAGGAUGUUGCAGUGUUUUAAUGUUACUCUUAGGUUAUCCCUAAUCAAGCAUAGAAAUUUUUGAUAUACUCUAAUUUUAAUCGUAUUUGCGGUUUAUAUAGUAAAUAAAUCAUUAAAUCUAUUCUUUUUUAAAUUAAAUAUAAAUUUGGAAUUCCCAUAAAACAUUUAAAUUUAUUUUGCAUCUUCUGAUUUCGUAACAUUAACACCUGUUCUAGUCAAAUUGA
Molecule: messenger RNA, 2844 nt
Organism: Paramecium sonneborni
Lineage: Eukaryota; Ciliophora; Oligohymenophorea; Peniculida; Parameciidae
Source: the annotation of a GenBank genome assembly